AUGCCUUUGGACGAAGAAGGCGCCAAAUGGUCCUGCGAGCCAUGCAUUCGCGGUCAUAGAUCCUCAAAAUGCCAGCAUUUUGACAGGCUGAUGAUGAAGGUACCCAAGGCGGGGCGUCCACUUGCCAAAUGUCCUCAUCCGAAGGGCUCCUGUAGCUGUCAGAAGCUCUACGCGUUUAUGAUUCGGAUUCCAAAAGGGUCUACCUGUCUUUGUCGUCCUGUCUACCAGGUGCCUGUCGAACCCGGCGAGCCCACCCCAUCGGCCAGCACCACUCCCAUUGCUGCCUCACCGUCGCCCUCGUCCGGCAAAAUCCAGAAGUCCUCCAAGAAACAGAUCAAAGUAGCUCCAGAGAACCUAGCCAAGGCCUUGGACUCGAUCCCUGAAUUCGAGAAACAUGAACAGGACAAUGCGCCAUCGUUCCAACAUGCCCCGUUUUCGUUCCAGGACGUUGGCCUAGAGAAACCCAAGGAUGAGGCGGGUCAGAGCCUUGAUGCGCCGCGUGCUCUCAUGCCUCAGCCUACUGCAAAACCAAGCGGUGGCAGCUGUUGCUCAAAAAAGCCGCAAACUCCAGCUCCCGAGCCAGCCCCAUCUUCCUGCUGCAGGAAAUCCGAUCCUCCUAGUAACGGCCAUGUGGAGCAAUCGGGCACUAAUGGAGCACAGCAUUCAUAUGCAAAUUUCAGUGCAGCGCCAUAUGCCCCAACGCCGACGUCUCAGGUUUCUCAAUGGCAGACGUUUCAUCCCACAAGUCAGACCCAAUUCAUUCAGCCUGGUUUGGUCCACCAGCCCCGCGAUCACUUUUCCAAUAACAUACCGAGCUACACGACGCACCCGGCGUCAGAGCCUUCGACAAACUACUCGACUCAUUCGGUCUCUGGUAACAUGGUGUUCACUCCAGCUGCUAUGAUGCAAUCUUUUCCCAAUUCCACCUACUCGUCCGUGGUCGAAGGCGACAAGUCCCAUGACUGCCAUUGUGGUGACAGCUGUCAAUGCCUUGGCUGUGCCUCUCAUCCGUUCAACAAUACCACCAGACAGCACGUUCAGGAAAUGGGCCUCCUGGUGGCAUUCGAUGGAGACGAUCAAAAUAUGAAUACUCUCCAGGGUUAUCAGAACGGCUCUACAGGCGGGCAGUCAAACGCCAACGGAACUCCCUUCGAAUAUCCAUAUGCAAGCUACGGCUCGACUAUCAAUCACGGCGCCCAGUCAAUUCCCAUACAUUAUGCUGAACCUGCAGCAAACUCGACCAAUUUCCACAACGGCUACCCUUCACCGCAUGCCGAGUAUACGAUGGGACAGCAGAUGAUGGAGCCUUCGGAGUAUUACACCCUCGAAUAUCCUGUUGGACUGCCCGCUGGUUGCUCGGAUAUCACUGGGAGCUGCCAGUGUGGAAGUGACUGCACCUGCAUUGGCUGCCUUACCCACAGCGGUCAUAACGGAGUUGCCCUUGAACCUGUUUCGACAGAUGGUCCUAGCAUGAACCCCAUUAUGGGACCUGCGACCUCAUCAGCUGGUGGGACCCAUCCUGGAUCGAACCCGCUGCAUUUCGUUCCUUCAUCGACUUCCAUGCUUUGA
Messenger RNA from Aspergillus terreus NIH2624, 1569 nucleotides. RefSeq names its product putative copper-activated transcription factor GRISEA (gene mac1). The record is from RefSeq and is a predicted model, not a curated record. The coding region runs from base 1 to 1569 and encodes 522 amino acids. Gene Ontology annotation, molecular function: DNA-binding transcription factor activity, RNA polymerase II-specific; RNA polymerase II cis-regulatory region sequence-specific DNA binding; copper ion binding. Gene Ontology annotation, biological process: positive regulation of transcription by RNA polymerase II; intracellular copper ion homeostasis; intracellular iron ion homeostasis. The transcript has 3 exons. NCBI's taxonomy places the organism in Eukaryota, Fungi, Ascomycota, Eurotiomycetes, Eurotiales, Aspergillaceae. Gene Ontology annotation, cellular component: nucleus.